UCCUGGUGCGGGUUGGUGCUGCGCGCCCGCAGCCUCGCGUUCUCCACUUUUCUGCUUCGCGCGUGUGUGCGGGAGGCCGGGAGCCCGUCCCGCCUGGGUCGGCGGCUCCCGGGGUGCAUCUCUUCUUCCUUCCCUUUCCCCCCGCCCCGUACGCUUCCGCAGAGGGAUUUCUCCUCUCUCCUUGUCCGUUGUGGGGGGCGUCCCCCCAGUCCGCGCCCCUUCCCUCCCCGCUCCCGACCGGGGUCUUGCGGCGCUUCCCUCUGGAUGCGUCCCCGCAGCCCCGGGCGGGAGGCGGCCAGGGGGAAGCGCUGCCUCAGAGGAUUUACAGCCGUCUGGAACUCGGACCCGUGUCGCUGCCUCCCCUUUCAGCGCGGGGACACCCGGCGCCCCAGCUCCGCUCCGGGCCGCCGCCGCCAUGGACGAGAAGUACCUGCCUGAGCUGAUGGCGGAGAAGGAUUCCCUGGACCCGUCCUUCACCCACGCCCUGCGGCUGGUCAACCAAGAAAUUGAAAAAUUCCAGAAAGGGGAAGGAAAGGAAGAAGAAAAGUAUAUUGAUGUAGUCAUCAAUAAAAAUAUGAAGUUGGGACAAAAAGUUUUGAUUCCAGUAAAACAGUUCCCUAAGUUCAAUUUCGUGGGAAAACUUCUGGGUCCACGUGGCAAUUCUCUAAAGCGCUUACAGGAAGAAACACUGACAAAAAUGUCUAUUUUGGGAAAAGGUUCUAUGAGGGACAAGACAAAGGAGGAAGAGUUGAGAAAAAGUGGAGAGGCAAAGUACUUCCAUCUAAAUGAUGAUCUCCAUGUUUUAAUUGAAGUAUUUGCUCCACCAGCAGAAGCAUAUGCCAGAAUGGGACAUGCAUUGGAGGAAAUCAAGAAAUUUCUCAUCCCUGACUACAAUGAUGAAAUCAGACAGGCACAGCUUCAAGAGUUAACAUAUUUAAAUGGUGGUUCAGAAAAUGCAGAAGUUCCAGUAGUUCGUGGAAAAGCAUCAAUUCGAGCAAGAGGAGUACCAGUUCCUGCUUUGUCCAGGGGCCGUGGAGGAGUGCCCCCCCCACCAGCAGGAGUACCCAGAGGGGCACCAGCACCCAGAGGAGUUCCUCCCAGCAGAGGACCAGUCAGUCGUAGCCGUGGACUUCUGGCACCCAGAACAAGAGGAGUCCCCCCCCCUGCAGGCUAUCGGCCCCUUCCACCACCUCCAGCUCAGGAGACUUAUGGUGACUAUGAGUAUGAUGAUGGUUAUGGAACUGCUUAUGAUGAACAAAGCUAUGAUUCCUAUGAUAACAGCUAUAGCACUCAAGCACAAAGUGGAGCAGAUUACUAUGACUAUGGCCAUGGACUGAGUGAAGAAACAUAUGACUCUUACGGGCAAGAAGAAUGGACCAACUCCCGGCACAAGGCACCUUCUGCAAGGACAACAAAAGGAGUCUACAGAGACCAGCCAUAUGCCAGAUACUGAUUGUACUGUCUGAUGUUGUGAAAUAUCCAAUCUCCACCAGUCCUGUAUACUGUUCAAAGUAAUUUUUUCUAUGAACAAUCCCUUUUUAUUAAAUCACAGAGCAUAAAAAUCUGAAUGGAUGGACUUAACUUAAAAUAUUUUGUUGAAAGAAUAACCUGGACAGAAAGAUAUGUAAAACAAGGAACUUUGUUAUUUCCAAGCUGUAUUUGAAAAAAUAGGUGAUCAAAAUAAUAACCUUUGAUUAACUAGUGUUAAACAAAAAAUAGGUUUACUAAAUAUGUUAGUCCAUUCUCUUAACAUAAGCGUAACCUUUUAUUUUA
Messenger RNA from Calypte anna (Anna's hummingbird), 1773 nucleotides. It is a transcript of the gene KHDRBS3, whose product is annotated as KH RNA binding domain containing, signal transduction associated 3. Gene Ontology annotation, biological process: regulation of alternative mRNA splicing, via spliceosome. Lineage: Eukaryota; Metazoa; Chordata; Aves; Apodiformes; Trochilidae. The record is from RefSeq and is a predicted model, not a curated record. Gene Ontology annotation, cellular component: nucleus. Gene Ontology annotation, molecular function: mRNA binding.